This is a messenger RNA of Aegilops tauschii subsp. strangulata, 1719 nucleotides long. Its product is annotated as zinc finger BED domain-containing protein RICESLEEPER 2-like. Gene Ontology annotation, molecular function: DNA binding. The record is from RefSeq and is a predicted model, not a curated record. NCBI's taxonomy places the organism in Eukaryota, Viridiplantae, Streptophyta, Magnoliopsida, Poales, Poaceae.
AUGCUGCUUUAUAUGCUUUCUAUACUGGAAUCUGAACAUGAUGAGGGAUUGAAGGACAAAGAUGAUGCAUUUAUGAGUGUAGAUGCAGAGGUAGAUGCAGAAGCAGAUGCAGAAGCAGCGGCUGCAGAAGCAGGAGACGAAUCAUUCUUACGUAGCAUCAUUGAAGAUGAAGAUGCCGAAGCAAAAGUUGGUGAAGGUGCCAAUCCAGAAGCUGCUCAAGAUGACAAGCCAAAAGGACGGAAGCAAAUGGCAUCAAGAUCACAAAUCUGGGAGCAUUUUACCAAAGUUUUUGAUGACAAGGGGUUAGUAAAGGAAGUAAAAUGCAAGUAUUGUGACCGACCAAUUCAAGCUACUACAUCAAUCAAUGGAACAACAGCAAUGCGCAGGCACUUUGGUACAUGCAAGCGCAGUCCGAAUAAGAAAAUGGAUCCAAAUCAGACCACUUUGCAAGCAACUCCAGGAGAUGGCAUUAAUACUUGGAGAUAUGAUGCAGAAAAAGUUAGGAAGGCAUUUGCUGUGAUGGUCAUAGAGGAUGAACUGCCUUUUGCAUUUGGUGAGAAAUCUGGAUUCAGAAAGUUCAUUUCAAUCGCUUGCCCCCGCUUUACUCCACCAUCAAGAAGAACUUGUACUAGGGACACUGUCAAAAUCUAUCUAGAUGAGAAAUGCAAGUUGAAAAAGUUUUUCAAAGAGAAUUGUGGAAGUGUGUGUGUAACCACUGAUUGUUGGACUUCUCAGCAGCAAGAUGGCUAUAUGGUAGUGACUGCACACUUCGUUGAUGAAGAGUGGAAGUAUCAUAAGAAGAUUAUUAAUUUCAUUAUGGUGAAGGGCCACAAAGGGAAGGAUCUUGGGAAGAACUUGCAGAGAUGUUUGAUGGAAUGGGGGCUAGAGAGAGUUAUGACAGUCACCGUGGAUAAUGCAAGCAAUAAUGAUGGCUGCAUUGUUCACUUGAGAAAGUGCAUGGUUGAGGCCAAAACUAGCAUAGCUGCUGGAAAGUUUUUGCAUAUGAGAUGUGCGGCACAUAUUGUCAACCUUAUUGUACAAGAUGGCCUAAAAGAAGUUGAACUUUCAAUCAAACGUGUCCGAGCUGCUGUGCGAUACAUCAAGAAUGGGACUUCUCGGUUGGUAAAAUUCAAAGAGCUAGCAUUGGAAGAAAAAGUUAAGAGCAAAGCAUUCUUGAACCUAGAUGUAUGCACUCGGUGGAACUCAACUUACAUAAUGUUGAAGGCUGCCAUCACCUACGCGAAGGUGUUUACAAGGUACUGUGAGGAUGACCCAUUGUAUGCGUUGGACUUGUCUGAAGAAAAAGGAGGAUUUGGGUAUCCAGAUGAAAUGGAUUGGGAAAAUGCUAGGAAAAUGGCUGCCUUUCUUGCUCAUUUUUAUGAUCUUACUAUUCGUGUGUCAUCCUCACUUCAUGUCACUUCCAACAACUUUCUUUUCGAGGUUGGCAAUAUACACAUAUUGGUUCAAAAUUGGAUGAGCAGUACAGAUCCUUUGCAAAAACCUAUGGCAGAGAGGAUAAAAGAAAAGUUUGACAAAUACUGGGGGUCUUGGCAUGAGAAUGAAAAGGUGAAGGAUAAGGGUCCUAUUGUAAAUGAAAGAGGGAAAGGGAAGAAGAAGGAGAAGGAGGAGAAGGAGAAGGAAAAUCUCAACUUGCUCAUUUUUAUUGCUGCAGCUCUUGAUCCAAGAGAGAUCCAUGCAUACUUUGGAGAUAUUCAAUAA